UUGCUCUCCCUCUUCUCAUCCUCCAAUUUAUUGUAUAGAGGGCCAUAUAUCAUUCAAUUCCAUUUUUAUCGGAAUUAAUUAUUACCAAUUUGUCUUAAAGAGGAGUUCUAACCAUGUCUGCAUCUUUCUCUGUCCCUUCCAUGAUGAUGGAGGAAGAAGGGAGAUUCGAAGCAGAAGUGGGCGAGGUGCAAGCAUGGUGGAACUCGGAGAGAUUCAAGCUGACGCGCCGCCCAUACUCCGCCCGCGACGUGGUGGCCCUCCGCGGCAAUCUCCGGCAGUCGUACGCCUCCAACGAACUCGCCAAGAAGCUUUGGCGCACCCUCAAAACCCACCAGGCCAACGCCACCGCGUCCAGGACCUUCGGGUCCCUGGACCCCGUCCAGGUCACCAUGAUGGCCAAGUACCUCGACACCAUCUACGUGUCCGGUUGGCAGUGCUCCUCCACCCACACCACCUCCAACGAGCCAGGCCCGGACCUCGCCGACUACCCCUACGACACCGUUCCUAACAAGGUGGAGCACCUCUUCUUCGCCCAGCAGUACCACGAUCGCAAACAGAGGGAGGCCAGGAUGAACAUGUCCCGGGACGAGAGGUCCCGGACCCCCUACGUCGACUACCUCAAGCCCAUCAUCGCCGACGGGGACACUGGCUUCGGCGGCGCCACCGCCACCGUCAAGCUCUGUAAGCUCUUCGUGGAGCGCGGCGCCGCUGGCGUCCAUAUCGAGGACCAGUCCUCCGUCACCAAGAAAUGCGGCCACAUGGCCGGCAAGGUCCUCGUCGCCGUCAGCGAGCAUAUUAACCGCCUCGUGGCGGCGCGUCUGCAGUUCGACAUCAUGGGCGUUGAGACCGUCCUGGUCGCCCGCACCGACGCCGUCGCCGCCACUCUCAUCCAGACCAAUGUGGAUUACAGGGACCAUCAGUUCAUACUCGGCGUCUCCAAUCCAGCCCUCCGAGGGAAGCCCCUCGCGACGGUCCUGGCGGAGGCCAUGGCGGCCGGAAAAACAGGGGGCGACCUCCAAUCCAUUGAGGACAACUGGCUCGCCAUGGCUAAGUUGAAGACAUUCUCGGACUGUGUCGUCGACGCCAUUAAUGCUACGAACAUCGGAGAAACCGAAAAACAGAGGAAGCUGAACGAAUGGAUGAACAAUUCCAGCUAUAACAAGUGCCUGUCCAACGAGAAAGCUCGGGAGAUUGCCGACAGGCUCGGACUGGCGAAUCUUUUCUGGGAUUGGGACCUGCCGAGAACCAGGGAAGGAUUCUAUAGGUUCAAGGGUUCAGUGAAUGCGGCAAUUGUCCGUGGGUGGGCCUUCGCGCCACACGCCGACCUAAUCUGGAUGGAGACGUCGAGCCCUGACUUGGUGGAGUGUACGGAGUUUGCACGGGGCGUGAAGUCAAUGCAGCCGGAGACAAUGCUGGCCUACAAUCUGUCGCCAUCGUUCAACUGGGAUGCGUCGGGGAUGUCAGAUGAGCAGAUGGUGGAGUUCAUUCCGCGGAUAGCCAAACUGGGGUACUGCUGGCAGUUCAUCACGCUGGGGGGGUUCCACGCGGACGCCCUCAUAGUGGACACCUUCGCAAGGGACUUUGCCAAGCGGGGAAUGCUGGCGUAUGUGGAGAGAAUCCAGAGGGAGGAGAGGAAGAAUGGGGUGGAUACAUUGGCUCAUCAGAAAUGGUCGGGCGCCAACUACUACGACAGAGUUCUUAGGACUGUCCAGGGAGGGAUCACUUCCACUGCCGCCAUGGGAAAAGGGGUGACCGAGGAGCAAUUCCAGGAGACAUGGACGAGGACAGGAGCAAACGAUGUGACCACUGAUGGCAGCGUUGUCAUGAAAUCAAGAAUGUAGUCAAGGAAGGAAGCUAGAAUCUGUGUGUAAUAAGAAAAAACAAAGAAAAAAAGGGGACUUACUAUUUGAUUUCCGUAAUAACUAAGAAUGUAAUGAACGACUCACUGUUAUUGGAAAGAAGAAAUAACAGGCAGCUUUAUUCUGGGAUUUUGCUGCCAGAAGAGCUGCUGCUGUUGUUUUUA
Messenger RNA from Andrographis paniculata, 2023 nucleotides. Its product is annotated as isocitrate lyase. Gene Ontology annotation, molecular function: isocitrate lyase activity. Gene Ontology annotation, biological process: carboxylic acid metabolic process. Bases 114 to 1841 code for a protein of 575 amino acids. Gene Ontology annotation, cellular component: glyoxysome. The transcript has 5 exons. The record is from RefSeq and is a predicted model, not a curated record. NCBI's taxonomy places the organism in Eukaryota, Viridiplantae, Streptophyta, Magnoliopsida, Lamiales, Acanthaceae.